This is a messenger RNA of Triticum turgidum subsp. durum (durum wheat), 825 nucleotides long. NCBI's taxonomy places the organism in Eukaryota, Viridiplantae, Streptophyta, Magnoliopsida, Poales, Poaceae. The record is from the annotation of a GenBank genome assembly.
AUGGCAGACGCCCCUCACGAGCCCCGCGAAGCCACCGACAGCUCCACACCCGAGGCGGCCGACGACUUCGAGUUCCGCGUCCUGUCCACCGGCGGCCUUGUCUCGGCCGGCGCGGCCGCGGCCGACGACAUGUGCGUGGCCGACGAGCUCUUCUCCCACGGCAAGCUCCUCCCGCUCCGCCCCUCGUCAACCGCCUCCGCCGACGCCCCCACCGUUGUCCUGCUUCCGCGGUCCGAGUCCGUCGCGUCCACCGCGGGCUUCGGCUCGCGCUCCGACUGCCGGAGCGCGAGUUCCAGCGGCAGCAGCAGCGGCUGCGUCAGCCGCAGCCACUCGUCCAAGAGCGCCUCCUCCGACCACGCCGCCGCGCCGCCGCGGAGGUCCCUGUCGAGCAGCCUGUUCUACGCGCACCCGAGCCCGUCGCCGCAGCUGCGCUCGCGGCCGCGCCGGAGCACGGGGUCGGCCCCGCCGCCCGCCGGGUGGGGCAUCAUACGCCUCGGCGUCGUCGGCGCCCCGGACGUGUACCCGCCGCGCUGCGCCGAUGGGGCCAAGAUCACCGCCGCGUCGAGAGGCGGCAGCGGCAGGAGCGCUAGGUUCGAGCAGGCCGCCAGCGCCAUUGAGAGGAGCUUCAGGAAACAUGGCGCGGGGCUGUUCGGUGACGGCUUCGGAUGCAAGUGCUCGCCGGACGUCGUCGAGUCCGUCAAGCUGCCUCCGGCAUCGAGGAAAAGCGGACUCGCGGAUGGGAACGUCAAGAGAGGCCGCGGCGGGCGUCGCAUCAGGAUCCUGGACUGGCUCGAAGAGCUGUCCAUCACCAAGGCGAGGAAGUAA